Monascus purpureus is the source of this 1113-nucleotide messenger RNA. The record is from the annotation of a GenBank genome assembly. Lineage: Eukaryota; Fungi; Ascomycota; Eurotiomycetes; Eurotiales; Aspergillaceae.
AUGGACAACCUCCCCCUCCUCUUCCUAGACGGCGGCCUAGGAACAACCCUCGAAGCACCCCCGUACAACGUCCGCUUCACCUCCGAGACCCCCCUCUGGUCCUCACAUCUCCUGCUCACAGACCCAAACACCCUCCGCGAUGUCCACCGCGCCUUUGUCGACGCGGGCGCCGACAUCGUCCUCACGGCCACCUACCAAACAAGCAUAGAGGGCUUCAUCCACACCGAUCCCAAGUACACCCGCGAAGAUGCCGUGAGGUACAUGCGCUCCGCUAUCCCGCUAGCGCGGGGCGCAUUCUCCCCCAGCCGCGCCCACUCUCGUCCACUGGACGCAGGCAAGGUGGCGCUCGGCAAGGUGGCGCUCUCGCUAGGCCCGUACGGCGCAACCAUGACGCCCGUCUCGACAGAAUACACGGGUUUGUAUUCGGCGGAGAUGGAUUCCGAGGAUGCCCUGCGGAAAUGGCAUGCGGAUCGGCUACGGCUGUUUACUGAAGACGAUGCUUCCUGGGACGGGAUUGUAUAUGUCGCCUUUGAAACGGUUAAGAGGGCUGAUGAGGUUCGCGCGAUUCGUGGAGCUGUACGAGACGUUAUAUCCGGAACGACCAGGAAGCCAUGGUGGAUAUGCGGCGUUUUUCCGAGCGAGGAGGUCGAUGAGAACGAAGUCCGGCAAUGGGUGCGGGCAGCGCUGGGUCCGGCACGGGAUCGGGAUCAGAAUCGGAAUGAUAAUGCUUGUCUACCGCGGCCUUGGGGGAUUGGAUUGAACUGUACGCGGAUCGGGAAUGUGGAGCACAUCGUCCGGGUGAUGGAGGAUGAGCUGGCUCUGCUUAUUCGGGAGGAUGGCUUUACGGAUGAAUGGGCAGCGACGCGGUCUGGUCGGCCAUGGCUGGUUCUGUACCCUGAUGGGACGAGAGGGGAGAGAUAUGAUCCCGCUACGAAGCAGUGGGUGAAGACGGAGGGAGAGGAGCCUGUGCAGCCUUGGGAGGAUAUGUUCUGCGAGGUCGUUGAAGGGAUCAAGAGACGGCAAAAUGCUUGGGAAGGGCUGGUCCUUGGUGGCUGUUGUCGGACGGGGCCCAGGGAAAUCGCUGCAUUGGCAAGAAAAGUUGGUGUGAAAUGA